GGUGGAGGAGGGGUAAACAGCGAUAAGCCAAAUGCCUUGGUGUGUUCCUGCAUCCUGGUAUCUCGGAGCCUCCAUCCUGCUCUACAAGUACCCGGACUCAAAACAGGAAAUUGAGUAUGAGCACAGUUGAAGAAGUGUCUGGCACCGUGAAAGUACAAACCAGGAACUCUCUCACUCUUACCCAGGACCUUGACGGAAACCUAAUCCUCCAUUGUCCACAGAAUGAGACAGAUGAAGUAGUCUCUGAAGAAAUUGUUGGACCCCCUACCAAGAGACUGUGUUUGACACCUGAACAUGAGCACAGUAUUACCGAGACUACACCCUGUAUAUCUGUCGUGGCACUGCCAUUGUCUGGAAAUGACAGUAGUUUCGAGGUAACAAUGACCGCAACCACAGAAGUGGCUGAUGAUGACUUGAAUGAGGACUCCAUCACGCAGAUCCAGAUUCUCCAGAAUGAACAACACGAUGACAUUUCUCCCACCGGCAAUGAAGAGGCAUCGGCAGUCAGUCGAGCCUGGUUCACUAGCAAAGAAGACAAAGAUACUCUUACCAAUAAAGGUCACAGAUGGAAGCAAGGCAUGUGGUCCAAAGAGGAAAUUGCGAUCUUAAUGAACAACAUUGAUCAGUACUUAAAGGCACAUGGCAUUAAAGAUGCAACAGAGAUUAUUUUUGAGAUGUCCAAAGAUGAGAGGAAAGACUUCUAUCGAACAAUAGCUUGGGGUUUGAAUCGCCCCCUGUUUGCUGUGUACAGGAGAGUUCUGCGCAUGUAUGAUGAUAGGAACCACGUGGGAAAAUACACACAUGCAGAAAUUGAAAGACUUCGAGAACUGCGAGUGAAGCAUGGGAAUGAUUGGGCAACGAUAGGAGCUGCUCUUGGAAGGAGCGCCUCAUCUGUGAAAGAUCGCUGCCGUCUGAUGAAAGAAACCUGCAGAACUGGGAAGUGGACAGAUGAAGAAGAGAGAAGGCUAACGGAGGUUGUCCAUGAGCUCACUGGCACUGAAGCAGGAGAUAUAGUAACACAAGGAGUGUCUUGGGCAUUAGUGGCUGAACGAGUGGGAACACGGUCAGAAAAGCAGUGUCGCUCUAAGUGGUUAAAUUAUUUGAACUGGAAGCAGAGCGGUGGCACUCAGUGGACCAAAGAAGAUGAAAUCAAUUUGAUCCUGAGAAUAGCAGAGCUCGGUGUGGAAGAUGAAAAUGACAUAAACUGGGAUAUAUUGUCAGAAGGAUGGAGCAGUGUUCGCUCACCACAGUGGCUCAGGAGUAAAUGGUGGACUGUCAAGCGGCAGAUUGGAAAUCACAAGGAUGUAUCAUUCCCUGUGUUAAUUAAAGGCCUGCGACAGCUGCAUGAAAACCAAACGUCCCUCCUGGGUGCUGAGGAGCUGGGCAGCAAAGUGGAUAUCCAGUCCCAAAGUGGUAAUCCCAACAUUCAGCAUGUCCAGAUCAGACUAGCUCAUUUGGAGGACAGCCCAGGUCAUCCUCAAAGUUCCAUGGCAACCUUACAGAUACCUGUACAGAUUACACAUCUACCCUCAUCAGACUCAUCCUCCUCCACAGUUGAUCCAGAGACAAUAACACUAAACAGCAGUGCCCUGCAGACAUUUGAGAUCCUCCCAUCAUUUUUCCUGCAGCCAAGUGGUACCACUGGCACCUUCAUCCUCCAGACGGCAUCAAGCCAAAGUCUUCCAUUAUCAUUAACUACAAGCCCAGCAGUGACACUGGCAUCCAACUCAUCUCCAGCAUCUCCAGAACAAAUAAUUGUGCAUGCCUUAUCUCCUGAACACGUACUCAACACUAGUGACAAUGUUACAGUCCAUUGCCAUACACCUGGCAUUAUAAUUCGCACUGUGGCAUCAGAAGAGACCACUUCACCUUUGGCUCUGGCAGAUCAUACCAUUGAUUCAGACAUGCAGCAAGAUGUUAUUAGGAAUCCCCAAAGUGCUUUGGAAGUGGACUCAUUUUCCCAGGAGAUCCAUCAUACUGCCAUGCACACCGACCAUGAGUCUUUGUACUGCUCUGAGCAAUCUUUACAGCCAAGGAUGCAAAGCAGCAUAAAACUGAUGCAUCAUGUUGGAAAAGCUGAGGAAAUAUCAGAGGAAGACUCACAGCCGAAUGACAGUGACAUUUCUUUGUCUGACAACUACGUUAAAGAAGGGCUUAGGCCUACUGCAUUAGAGGAACAAUGUGAGCAGCUUUCCACCCAAGAUGGAACUGUGCUCAUUGGUCCAUCCUCACACAGUUACAUUCAGGCAGGAGAUAUUGAUGGAGAGCCUGUGCUUCCUCUGACAACACUAGCAGAUCCUAUUCUGCAUCACCAUGGUGAUAGAACAUGUCUCAAUGGCUCAUCAUUGGAUGGACCAGACUCAGAUGAUUCAAAAGAUGAAGACCUUUAGCAGCGUCAGUCAUUCCAGUUCACCGGUCCUUUUGU
Molecule: messenger RNA, 2425 nt
Organism: Spea bombifrons (plains spadefoot toad)
Lineage: Eukaryota; Metazoa; Chordata; Amphibia; Anura; Pelobatidae
Gene: DMTF1
Product: cyclin D binding myb like transcription factor 1
Exons: 17
Coding region: 117-2390 (757 amino acids)
Biological process (GO): regulation of transcription by RNA polymerase II
Cellular component (GO): nucleus
Molecular function (GO): RNA polymerase II cis-regulatory region sequence-specific DNA binding; DNA-binding transcription factor activity, RNA polymerase II-specific
Source: RefSeq, a predicted model, not a curated record